UACCAACAAUACAGGUGUAAAGCAAUCUUUUCUCCCGUUAAGACGAGUGUGUGUAUGCAGCGGGGUGGAAUGAAAAACAUUAAUCAUCGGUCAAUUUUAAUUUUCAAUAUAAAUCAUUGUUCCGUUAAUGAAAUGUUUUCAAUUUUCUAAUCUGUUGCAUUUGAAAAUCGAGGAAUGGUUGCAAAUAUUGAUAUUUGGUUAAGUUACUCACACGAGAAAAGGUAAAUACUUGUUUAUUUGCUAAGCAGUAGAUACGAAAUGGAAGGGGUAUUUUGACAGAUAAAACAUACUACAAUACGGCACUUUAACUUGUCGGUAUUUAGUUUACUAUUCAUAUAUCACUUUUAAAUAUCAGUUUCAAGCCGUUGCUAAUGAGAAACAAUGGGCAUUCCAACGCUCUUCCAUGGGGACUUUAAAACAAUGGAUGCAUUUCAUUAACGGCGUGAUCUAAAACAAUGAGAUUACAUGCUCAAAGGAACCUGUGGUAUAACAAGGACUUUCGUGUCGUGUGUCUAAUUUAGCGACUGUCUCCAGGUAAAGAGAAUCUGAACAUGGCCUCCCACAAUCUGGAGCAUUUCCUGAAGUGCUCAGAUUGCAAGAAGUACUUUGACGACGAUUUACAUGCGCCCCAUAUUCUGCAAUGUCUGCACACUUGCUGCACUAAAUGCUUGAAGUCCCGAAUCAUUAAGGAAGAAGUGCAAUGUCCAGACUGUGGGGAGAAGUUUGAGGCCUUGCGCAACGACAUAAGCGGAUUUCCAAUAGACAGUGCACGAAAACACAUCGUCGACUGUUAUAGAAUUCAGAAGAAAAAUGCGGAAUUUUACUGUGACGAGUGUGGAACUUCUUCCAAUAAGGAACGCGCUACAAUGCGCUGUAAAGAAUGCGACGAAUUCUUGUGUGCAAGAUGUACCGACGCUCAUCAAAGAACUAAACUGACAAAACGGCAUCAGUUGAUGUCAUUAGAAAAACUAAAAAACUCUCCAUUGGAAGAAUUUCACAAUAAACAAACAUGCACAGUGCCCGGACAUGAGGGUCAACCCUUCUCCUUCUACUGUACGAAUAAGUCCUGUGCAAAGCCUGUUUGUAGUCUCUGUGUUGUUCGAGACCAUCAGCAGAAUGGGCAUGAUGUCAGGAAUAUAAACGAUAUAUACGUAGAAAAUAAGCGUCUUGUGGAGGGGCAGUUGUUAGAUGUCAAGCACAUGAAAACGUCUGUGGAUGAAGCGAUUGGACAUAUUGAAGACGAAAUUCAAAACCUCUACCUGAAAGAAAACGCUGUUGACGAAGAGUUGGACGCACAUUUUUCUGCAUGCCUGAAAACGCUGGAGAAAAGGAAAGAGGAACUAAAAGAAAAACUAGCGAUGGUGUCACAGGACAAAAAGAAAGACCUUGAUGGCCAACUUGAUCGAUUAACUGAACAGAAAGGGCAACUAGAUCAAGCUUGUAAAUUCACAGAAGACCACCUGCAGUACAGUAAUUCUGCAGAAUUUUUGCAAAUGAAAGACCAGAUUCUCAAUCGGAUGUAUACGCUGAGGGACCAAUCCGUUGAUAUUGUCCCACACGCAACAGCAAACAUUAAAUUUCAAACCAUCAAUAUGGACGACGAUUUCGUGGAUUUUUGUCAAAAUAUGGGUGACGUAUGGGCAACGUCAGCGUACCUCCCAAAUACUCGUGUCCAGGUCUUGGAUAUCGCCGUGGGAAGAGAACAGUCUCCCUUGUUGAUAACCUUAAACGACUUUCAAAACCGUCCACUUCACGAAGCUGGUCUGGACAUUAAGGUCGAAAUAAUCAGCAGCAAGAAUCAUCGGACUCCAGCACUGAUCCACGACAAAACGAAAUCCCAUGGUUGUUACAAAGUCGUGUUUACAGCUCCGAGACCUGGUGAAUAUAUAGCUGUUGUCAAAAUCUUGGGGAUGCUGUUGAAGCCGGAGGGAUAUGUUUUCGUAGCCAAACACCCGGAACAAAUGGCUUCUGAAGGCAGCUUAGCCGAUCUUACCCCAAAGGAGAGACAGGCUGUUGAAGAACCAGAUAUACUGACUGUACAAGAGACUAGCGGCACAACUGAAAUUGAAAAGCUGAAUCUUCAAGGUCUGACGACAACAGCCAGGGCCAAACCAGUGACCCCCAAAAAAUACAAAGCCGUUGGAGAAAUUAUAUGUCCAGAUAUGAACCUAGAUCAUUUGGCAAUCCAUCCACAAAACGAACUGUUGGAGAACUUGAAAACCAUCACUAAUCAGAAGAGCCGUCAUCGUCUACCUCGAAAUCUGUCCAAAGCAUUCCAGAAUUUCCGCGGAACCAUCGCAAAUCGUUCCAUGGGAAGAACAGGACAGUAUUACUUUGAAGUCAAUGUCAGCUUCUUCAUAACACGUUCCCUGAGACAGGACCUUAUCUUUCAGAUAGGUCUUUGUCGCAAACCUGAUGUUGACAAACAUUAUACCAUUGACAAUCAUCAGUUCUCCUAUGUCGUCUGCGCUAGAAAAUGUCAUAUAUGUGGCACCAUAUGUCUGCAAGGGUGGAGUAGUGGUCAGCGGUUUUACCACACCCCAAUCACUGAAAACUCGCCUCCGGGAACGGCAUUCAAGACUACGUAUGGAUUCCUUCUCGACACGCGUCACAGAGAAUGGGUUGUUGUGGAUGCCAAAAACAGGAAAUUUAUUCUCAGAUUUAAAAACAUUGACAUGACCAAACCACUGUGGCCAGCAUUUGGAUUAUAUAACCCUGAUUUGGUUAAUUCGUCUCUAACCCUUCGGUCCGGAAAGGACAUUUCCACAAUUUUAGAGGUACCCUUUGACUAUUAGUAUCACUUCGCUUGAUGAUACGCGAGGAACCAUUUUUGGUACCAUUGUCAGGAGUGAUCAUGCCACCGUUUUUCCGUUGGAGUGUCAAAGAGGCGUGAUAUAUUAAACGUUAAUUUGUGAAAUAUUGACCAUUGUGUCCAUCAUUACUUGGUUUUUCAUAAUCAUAUUGCUCUGUCUACAGUCUGUGAAUGAACUCAUUAUUGACCUAUUUGCACUAAUUAACAAGUGUGAGUUAAGAAAUCGAAAAGAUGAACGAUUCACAGAAGAAAUCGAUAGGUAGAUGUUUUAUUCCAACAGCAAGAGAAAUUAAUGUAUCGAUGUAGAUGGAGCAAGGUACAUGCAUAUGUUUAUUUCUUUAAAUGGCUUGCUCAUGAUCUUGUAAGCUUGAAUGUCGUUUUGCAUUUUAUAGCUCAGUACGUUACUGUUGAUGUCCACUUUAUGACAUGAACAACAAUAUAUCUCCUCUUUAUGUAGGAGAGUUGCUGAGGUGAAAAUAUGUUGCCAUGUAUGUAUGUAUAAAAAAUAAAUUAACCCUAAAUAAACA
Molecule: messenger RNA, 3339 nt
Organism: Ostrea edulis (European flat oyster)
Lineage: Eukaryota; Metazoa; Mollusca; Bivalvia; Ostreida; Ostreidae
Product: tripartite motif-containing protein 45-like
Exons: 5
Coding region: 552-2795 (747 amino acids)
Biological process (GO): positive regulation of DNA-templated transcription
Cellular component (GO): chromatin; nucleoplasm
Molecular function (GO): zinc ion binding; ubiquitin-protein transferase activity
Source: RefSeq, a predicted model, not a curated record